UUAGCAUGGUUGGUUGUAGCUAGUAAUAACAACGGAACACAUGAAUACAGGAAGUACUUUACCUCUAGCUAGCUUGUGAGUAAAGUUAGCAAACAUUAGUUGUUUUCUUGUGGCUGGACUUUGAAUCGUGGGUUUUCUUCGAGGCUUUAGAAUUAGCUGUUUUUACAACCUACACAUGAUACAACAUUCUUGAAAAUAUCAUUAGGGAGAUGGAUACAUGGGACUUGUUCUAAAGCACUGUUCUCUAUCUAGCUAGGCUAGUGCUUGUAUGUUUGCUGUUAUCUGAGUCGAUGUAGCUGGAUAUGCUAGCUAGUUAUUGUUUGUUUACUAAGCUGUGUUAGCGGACAAGCAUGCUAUGAUAGGAGUUAUUCUUGUCCAGCGUAGUAUCUGACUACUCUGUAGUCACAACUAAGACAUGGUUGACAGCUAAGUACAUACGACCAAUUUUUCAAAUCUCGCUUCUUAGCAAGCAAAUAAUUUCACGUUGGGACUACAAUUACUGCAUGUACCGUAGCUCGCUAACUAGCCCUAACCUAGGUUAAACAUGCCUUGCACUUGUGGGAACUGGAGGAGGUGGAUAAGGCCCUUGGUUGUGUUACUGUAUAUUUUAUUGCUACUUGUGGUGCUGCCGCUGUGUGUUUGGGAACUGCAUAAAUCUGGGGUUGGCACUCACAACGAAGCAUGGUUCAUCGCUGGUAUAUUUGUGUUCAUGACUAUACCCAUAUCUCUGUGGGGAAUCCUGCAGCAUCUUGUGCACUACACUCAGCCUGAACUGCAAAAGCCAAUCAUCAGGAUAUUAUGGAUGGUACCAAUAUACAGUUUGGACAGCUGGAUUGCUCUGAAGUAUCCCGGCAUUGCCAUCUAUGUGGACACAUGCAGGGAAUGCUAUGAAGCUUAUGUCAUCUAUAACUUCAUGAUCUUCCUGCUGAAUUACCUGGGGAACCAGUAUCCCAGCCUGGUGUUGAUGUUGGAAGUCCAAGAACAGCAAAGACAUCUACCACCAUUGUGCUGUUGUCCACCGUGGCCUAUGGGAGAGGUGUUGUUAUUCAGGUGCAAACUCGGUGUUCUGCAGUACACAGUCGUCAGACCCGUUACUACGGUUAUUGCACUGAUCUGCCAGUUGUGCGAUGUGUAUGAUGAAGGCAACUUCAGCUCCAGAAACGCGUGGACCUACCUGGUGAUCGUCAACAAUGUCUCCCAGCUGUUUGCCAUGUACUGCCUGGUGCUGUUCUACAGGGCUCUGCGUGAGGAGCUGAGCCCGAUCCGGCCGGUUGGGAAGUUUCUGUGUGUGAAGCUGGUGGUGUUCGUGUCUUUCUGGCAGGCCGUGUUCAUCGCCUUCCUGGUGAAAGUGGGAGUCAUUUCAGACUCUCACACGUGGGACUGGGACAGCGUGGAGGCAGUGGCCACAGGACUGCAGGACUUCAUAAUCUGUGUGGAGAUGUUUCUGGCUGCCAUUGCUCACCACUUCAGCUUCACCUACAAGCCCUACAUCCAGGAGGCCGAGGAGGGCUCCUGCUUCGACUCCUUCAUGGCCAUGUGGGACAUCUCUGACAUCCGUGCGGACAUCUCUGAACAAGUGCGCAACGUUGGACGGACGGUUCUGGGCCGUCCCAGGAAGAUGUAUUUUGGAGAGGAUGAGCAGGAGCAGAACGAGCACACCAGCCUGCUUUCAGGGGGGUCCCAGGACCCCAUCACAGAGACCGCCCCCAUCCCGCCCUCGCCCACGGGCCGCUACCAGGGCCUGGGGCGCACCCGCACCCCCCACUCCCGGUCCGCCCCCGCGGGGCUCAGUGUGUUGGGCUGGGAGGAGGACGCCAUCCGGCCAAACUCUCCCCCCCCAGACCCGAAAGACCUCCCCAGCCCAGAUGCUAAAGACCUCCCCAGCCCAGAUGCUAAAGACCUCCCUGGCUCAGGCAGCCGCCCCACUUCCUAGUGUCUCGCAGGCAUCGCCAUCGCCCCCCCCCCCCCCCCAGCUCCGUUUAAGGAACACAGACACAGAAACUGGUGUGAGUGACUCUGUGCUCCCCUGUGUUUAUUUCACAACACAGCGCUGAAACUGAGAGAGAACCACUGGAGCAGGCUGACUGCGUCUCGUGAGUGCGCUGUGCUCUGGGGCAUUAGCUGACUGCGUCUGAGUGCAGAGGCUCAUGGGUACGCUGUGCUCUGGGGCGUAGAGGCUCAUGGGUACGCUGUGCUCUGGGGCGUAGAGGCUCAUGGGUAUUCUGUUAGCGCCAGUGGCCCUUUCAUUAGGCCACAUUAUCAGGAAGCGCCCCCCCCGCUUGGUGAAUGUCUCGUUUGUGUGUUUAGUGGUGCUAAUGCCAUACUUAUCCUGCUUGCAGUUACAGUGCCACUGGUCUGGAGCUUUGUGUCUCUGUCUGCCUGCUUAUUUAGGCAUUUACUGACGUUUUAGGGUUUUUUUUUUCCUUUUUUAAUAUUUUAAUUUUAGUUUUAGUUUGUUUUCAUAGCACCAUUCUCCUGAUCAUGACACUACACCACUACAUGAAGAGUCAGGGUUUUAUAAACUGAUGCCUGCUCAGUGCAUUGAGCUGUAUAUGAAGGCAGUGUUACUCUGUGGCAGUUGAUAAUGCUGUUGUCCAUGUUAAAGGAGCAUUAUUCUCAUAAAAUGACCCAGCACUAGUCUGUUAAUUUUCCGUUAGCAUGUCCAGCUGUGAAUAAUAUCCUGCAUUCAGUGCAGCAGAUAGGAACAAGUUGCUUUAUUUUGCAAUGCCAGUUUUAGGCUAUUGAUGGUCUGCAGUUGGACCAGGCUUGGAAUAGCUAUGCACAAUAAUCCUGCUAUAUAAACCUGCAGUUUAUGAUCCUAUAGUUAUACAGCAGUUACAUUAUCUCAGUGUGUUUUCUGUUUGGACCUUGUGUUACACUAAUCUCUGCCACGGCAUCAUUGCUGUGCUUUGAUGGCAGGGUUUACAUGGUAAAUGUAUGAAAAUUAACUGACAAAUUUGUGUUCAAAUUGAACAUUUUUCUCUGUGGUUUUGAUCCAAAGGAACGGGUAUGUUAUAAAUAAUUUCAUAUGCCUUUUUGUCAGUUCAUUAUUUACAUAUUUCUUGUGAGAAAAGUAUCAAUGCAAUUCUUCCAUUUCUUUUUGGUUAAUAACAACUUUUAACCAAAGUGAUUCUGUUGUUUUUUUCUCUUUUCCCCCAUUAAGUUUUUCCCCUUUUUUCCUCUCAUGUAUCUGGUAUGAGGUUAGUUUCAUUCCUUGCCGUUUUUUUGGGUUUUGUUAAGAGCAAAUACAUGCCUUCAAUUGACAGUUGAGAAGGCACCAUUAACCAGAAAGCCAUUUAGUGGAAUUAAAGAUGCAAUGUGUAAUGUGGGAAAAGGUGUGUUAUCAAUGUUCAGUCAAACAGUUGGAAAAACACACUGGUUCAAUGGUCUUUCUGUAGUUAUGAUGUCCCUGUAAAAACAAAAAUAGCAGCUUAUUAACUGAAGUAUAAAUGUGAUUACUCUCCUUCAAUUGUGGCUGAAAGCUUGGUUGACGGUUGACGGGUGGGGAUGUCGGUCAGCAGAAUCGGGAUGUAUUUUCACAGUAAUGUUUCAUAUCUGCUCCUUAAAUAUCCAGACCUGGGGAUGUCCUGAGGGCCCUGCGUUUCCGUAGUGACUGUGCUGUGCUUUAUUGCCUUAUGUGAUGUACACUACCGCUCAUUAACCUGCAGAAGGCCUGCUGCAGCAUCACGCCGAUGAGUGUCUCUACGUGAAAUGUUUUCAGAAAGCACAGUACUGUAUGACACUUAAAAUAAUUCUGCAUAUUCUAUGAGAAAAGCUCAUCUGUUUCAAUAAUUACUCUCAUCUGUUAAACUUGCUUGUUGUGGCUUUAUUAAAAACAAGAUUGGCACAAUGCUUAAAAAUAUUUAUGGACAGAACACAAGUUCUAACUAUUAUUGGGUUUAAAAGAAAUUCAUUCACCUCCACUUUUUAUUUGCAGCAGUAGAAAUGUAUUCACCUGUGAAAGUAAGCAAAGAUGCCCUGUGUGUAGCCCCUCAUUAAACGUAGAGCCAUGAGAAGCGAUGAUAUUCUGGUUGCAGCCGUAAUGAGGAAAAGUCUGAACCCUGAACUUCAUUUUUCAGAAACAUUUGAACAUCUCCAGCCAGGGUUUAUGAACACAUUUACAAAUGGAGGUGAGCCCUGUGAAAUUCCCCACUUACUGCCAACACACUUUCUGUUUACCACAGACAGGUGUGAAACACCAAGUUUCAAAUAUCAACGCACAAUGCUGACACAGUUAUAAGUACAUGAAAACAAAGAACUUUGACACAAAAGGCAAUUUGCUAAAGUAGAACAUUAUCUAACCAUUUAGCCUGCCUGGCCCUUGGGGUUUAUGAGGUGAAGAUUUAACAAACCAGUAAGAACUAACAUUCAACAGGUGGACUGCCACAUCCAUGAGAAGGUGGAGAGGAACUUGGAGUGAUGUUGUGUAAAACAACUAUAUGUGUUCAGAGUAUUAACAUGAACAUAAAAAUGGCAUACUGCAGGAGAUCAAUAGCUUCUAUGGCACAGUCACAAAUAGCCCCGAUCUGUCAGACAGACUGAAGUACUAUGCUCCCUGCCAUUUGCUUUUUUUGUGCAUUUGCUUAUUGUCUUUCAGUCAUGUGCAGCACAUUGGGCUACAGCCACUGUAUGAAAUGUGCCAUAUAAAUAAAGAUUGAUUGAUUGAUUGA
Anguilla rostrata (American eel) is the source of this 4670-nucleotide messenger RNA. RefSeq names its product transmembrane protein 184C (gene tmem184c). The transcript is spliced from 10 exons. The coding region runs from base 545 to 1933 and encodes 462 amino acids. Gene Ontology annotation, biological process: transport. NCBI's taxonomy places the organism in Eukaryota, Metazoa, Chordata, Actinopteri, Anguilliformes, Anguillidae. Gene Ontology annotation, cellular component: membrane. Gene Ontology annotation, molecular function: transporter activity. The record is from RefSeq and is a predicted model, not a curated record.